GAUAUAAACUUUGAAACAUUUUCUUGUUUGAUUUUCAAGAUGUUUUGUUCGCUUUAGCGAGCAUAGCAGCCCUGUGAAAAUACAUUGUUAUGAUCUCUUGUUUUGAUCUGUAUUAGUUCAAAGGACAUAUUGGAAAGACAUUGUGUAUGUUUUCCUGUGAGGAAGCAGAACGUCUCGAAGCGACAAGUCAGUUGACGAAUAGUCCCGGGAGCUUAUACAUUGCCAAAAACGCUGUAUCAGGAAUAAUUCAGGGAAACAUGUUCGCGCGGCAAAUAAAGAUUGUAUACCUACUGCUCUUAUAUUGUGUCGUCGUACGAAGCUACUACACACCCGAUUAUAAUUACACGCAGACCGAGUUGAACGCAGAAUCACAGGUAUUCGAGAAAACUACAACGGGUGAUAAUAAUCCCAGCGGAUUUUUAUCGAGAUUCAGAAAUGCGCUAAUCAGAAGAACAGUAAAUUGUACACUUGACUGGAUCGGAGAGUUCGUGCAAGAUUACUUUUUUGAAAGUUCUUUCAAUGAACAAGAGAGCGACGACAGAUCGAAAGAUUUGAAGAUAUACAAGGAAACUACGACAAAUGCUAAGAAUUCUUUUCAAAUAUCGCCGACGUUCCGGUUAAUGAUCCGGCCCUCGUUGGAAAAGGCGGUAACUCAAUGGAUCAAUAAUAUGAUAGAGUCAACGAUUAAUUACUUCCGAACAAAAAGGCAGAUACCAUUGCACGUGCUAAAGAGUGAACUGGACAAACUGAAAAAAGAUCGGGAGAUACAUACCACCGACUUUUUGAGGCGCAAGGCUAGAUCGAUUCAUUUAAACACAAAAUCGAUGGUAUCCCAGGAAACUGCGACAAACGCUAAAAAUGACUUUUACAUAUCGCCAUUAUCUCAAUUGUUCCGAUUCCUGUCCGAAUCCCCGGCCCGAUCCUCUUUCCUAUCUCGAUCCCCUAUCUUCGACGCGCUAUCUUCGUCUCGGUCGUCGUCUCACAAUCAGUCACCGUCGCGAUCUUCAUUGCAAGAGUGGAUAAAUCAACAGCUCGAUGGAAUAGCAGAAAUUUACAUGCUGGAAACAAAUAAAAUUUACACGCCAGAGAAAUUGCGACCGAAAAGGCAGAUAUCAGUGGCACCAUUGUACGUGCUAAGGAAUGAACUGAACCGAUUGAAAAAAGGUCAUUUAAGUUUAUCACAGUUUUUUUCUCGGAUACAUAAGUUGAAAAAACUGCUGAAACGGCGGUUGAAUGACGUAUAUUCACGAAAUAUCGUUAGGAAAUAGAAACAGAUUUUCCAGCCUUCACUGGAAAAUAAGUCUCCAUUGAUCGUGAAAAAGAGCAACAACAAAAUGAAACAUCAAAAGACAUGGAGCAAGAAGGAUAGGACGACGACUGUGACGCCGUUAGAUAACGAUGACAUCAAUUUAUGGGUGGAUGAAUCUGAUUGACUACUCUGACUAUUUUAAGGAAGCAAGAUUAAUCAAGAAAAGCACGCGAAUUAAAGAAUGAGAAAAGGAAACUGAAAAAGAACAGAAAACCAAGGAAACUACACGACGGACGCUAAAAAUCCCUCCCAAAUAUCACGAUCAUUCCACUCACGCCAAUUGCUAUCAGAGAACGACAGCCGACCGAAAGGUAGCGGAUUUUUCGCCGUGAAGAGAUGCUACGUCGCGCUACAAUAAAGAUAUUAUUUUACAAGAAUUUCAAUCUCCUACAUAAAUCAAGAGAUAAACACUGGCGAGAUUCGCGAAUCGGGCAGCGACAACUGGAAACGGAAUUACACCAGGAACGCUCAAAGUGAAAUCGUUUGUGCCGCUAAUGAAAGAAACUGAUCGCUCAAUUUCUCAGUAUCACCGAUUACCAUGUCGCCCAAUAAUUAUCAUCGAACUGUAGAAAAAAGCGACAUGUCAAAGACUCUCGAUGGUAUACGUAUACCCUGAAUCCGUCCGUCCUUCCAUAAUAUUUCCGACUUCGAGUGUGAUGUAUGUACAUACAUACGUGUACCUCGAAUUAGCACGUCCGAUUACCAUCAUUUCUAGGAUAACGUACUUAUGUGUCAAAUCUUCUUAUAAUUCCCAGAACAUAUUCUGCAAUUAUAUUAUGGUCCGUUUAUUAUCAUCAAACUAUAAUGAAUAACAGAGAUACAAUGUGUAACAGAAAUACAUCAAGGGACACCUAAUAAGUCCUUCGAUCCUUCCACAAUAUUUCCGAUUGCCACGUCGCCCGAUGGUUACCAAACUAAACAGAAUCACAGCUCGCCAGAGAUGCAUAAUGAUAAUAAUGACGAUAUUAGUAAUGACAAAAGUUGAACAAAGUUCAUAAUGACAAUUCAUAAGUUUGCUAGCUUUCAUAGAAUUAAGUUUAUAUUAAACAAUGUAAUGAAAUAAAAUUGUAUCUGGAUACUCGAAAAUAGCAUACUCGUCGCGUAAUUAAUCAGAUCUUUGAAACGUAAUUAACUGUAGUACGAUAAGCGCAGAGAAUAUGACAGUAUUAGAAAUUAAUUUAAUGCUCGACUGAAAAUACAUGUCAUAUUUGUUAGAUACAAAUGGAUUUCUUUGUAUUAUACUUUUAUUUAGAGGAACAAAAGAUUAUAAUUGAUUAAAUAAGCAUUUAAUCAGUUACGUCUGAUUUAUGUCAUAAAAUACUGUUUGUCCUUUUUGUGUAAAAUAAAAUACUUAUCGAGCAA
Molecule: messenger RNA, 2671 nt
Organism: Wasmannia auropunctata (little fire ant)
Lineage: Eukaryota; Metazoa; Arthropoda; Insecta; Hymenoptera; Formicidae
Exons: 7
Coding region: 147-1268 (373 amino acids)
Source: RefSeq, a predicted model, not a curated record